UAUCAGCUGUGCAUCAGCACAUCCGCCUGAUUCGCGACUGUUUACAAUCAGAAGACAGACCAGAAUGGGGAACCCCGCAUGAGCAGAACUGAUAAGCCUUCAUCUGUCGUGAGUCUAAGCUGAGGAGAAACGCAUUGUUGUGACUCUGCUGUUGGGUGGUGGUCAUGCAGCACCCUAACUUUGAGACCCAGCACCCUCUCCAGCCAGAGGGAGAGCAGGAGACAGGUUUUGACCCACUCCACAACUUAAACAGGAAUCUCAGCUGUGGAGGAUCUCUGGAUAGUAGCACUUUGUCUGAGUCCACUUUCCUCUCCUACAGGAAAGAAUGGGAUGACUUGUUUCUGAACAGUAAUUACCUGACCAGGAUCCGGCAGGAAGGCAUCAACGGUCGAUUGCGGAGCAGCCGAUUCCGCAGUGUGUGCUGGAAGUUGUACCUGGAGGUCCUUCCUGAGGAUAAGAGCCAAUGGAUCAACAAGACCAAGGAGUUACGAUCCCAGUAUGAGAAGAUCAAAGAGACACACAUCACCAACCCCCGUAAGGCUGCAGGUCAGCAGGACUUGGUGGUCAACAACCCACUCUCACUGGACGAGGGGAGCCUGUGGAACAAGUUCUUCCAGGACAACGAGUUGAGAGGGAUGAUCAAACAGGACGUUAUGAGAACGUUUCCUGAGAUGCGUUACUUCCAAGAGGAGGACGUAAGAACCAAGCUGACAGACAUCUUGUUCUGUUAUGCCCGAGAGAAUGAACAGUUACUGUACAAACAGGGAAUGCAUGAGUUGUUGGCUCCUAUUGUGUUCGUCCUACACUGUGACCAUCAGGCCUUUCAGCACGCCAGCGAGACCGCCCACCCCAGUGAGGAGAUGAUGUGUCUGCUGAAUCCUAUGUUCCAGGAACAUGAUGCCUAUGCCAUGUUUUCCCAGCUGAUGGAGACAGCAGAACCCUGGUUCUCCAGCUUCCAGAGAGAAGUCAGAAGGGGGAAGGAGGAGAUGCUGACCAGCAUGCCGUUCGCCCGGCCGCAGGACUUGGGGCCGUCCGUUGCCAUAGUAACCAAAGUGAACCGCAUCCAGGACCAGUUGGUGAAAAAGCACGAUGUGGAGCUGCACAUGCACGUCACCCGCCUGGAGAUCGCCCCGCAGAUAUACGGCAUUCGCUGGGUGCGUCUGCUGUUUGGCCGUGAGUUCCCCCUGCAGGACCUGCUGGUGGUCUGGGAUGCUCUGUUUGCUGACAGCAUCACUCUAGACCUGGUGGACUAUGUCUUCGUUGCCAUGCUGCUCUACAUCAGAGACGCCUUGAUAGCGAGUAACUUCCAGACCUGUCUGGGCCUUCUAAUGCACUACCCACCUAUAGGAGACAUCCACACCCUACUACACAAGGCUCUGUUCCUCAGAGAUCCCAAGAACAAUCCUCGGCCGGCCAACUACCAGUUCCAACAGAAUCUGGACUAUUACAAGACCAGAGGGGCAGACCUUGUCAACAGCACCCGUGCCAAGACGGCUCCUCUCAACAUCAACAAAGUCUCCAGCAGCCUGCUCAGCUUUGGGAGGAAGCUCAUCGCUCCCGCCAUGUCAGGGGGUGUUGCCAGCGUUAUCUCUCCAAUCAACAGCGAGAUUCGUUCUGCCCCCUCCCCCCUCACUGCAGCCCCCCAGGCCGAGCCCCUGUCCUCUGGCCACGCCCCCCUGCAGACACACUCCCAGUCCCAGCACCAGCGCCUACUGAAGUCUGAGAGCAUGCCAGUCUACCUGAGCCAAGGCCAAACCUCCAGGACAGUUGGCUCCUCCCCCAGCAUAGAGAGUCUCUCUGGGGGACAGGGUCACAACACAGCGUCCCCGCCCCUUCCCGUCUCCAGGGGAAGUGACAUCAGCACCUCGUCCCCACCCCUCUCAGCCACCAAGAAGGACUCCUUCUUCAUCACUCGCUCCCACAGCAAGACCAUGGGCAAGAAAGAGGCCGAGGAGGAGUUGGAGGCCCAGGUGUCCUUCCUGCAGGGUCAGAUCAAUGACCUAGAGGCCAUGAGCAAGUACUGUGCCAAGAUGAUGAACACACACAUUGGUAGGAUCCAGGAGGUGAUCCUACAGGAGCACCUGGAGAAAGAGGAUGAGGUGUUGGUGUCACUGGCUGGACUUAAGCAGAUCAAGGACAUCCUGAAGGGAGCGCUGCAUUUCAACCAGAGCCUGCUGGAGGCUGAGGAGAACGAGGAGAUCACCAUCGCUGAUGACCACUAUGACCACGCCAACAGUCACCAUGAAGACCAGCCUUACCUGGCCGCGCCGCAGCGUGGCGACGCUGAUGGAGAACAGGAGGAAGAGCUGGAGCACGCACCACCAGAGCAACAGGCGUCUCCCCCAGAGUGCUCUCUGUGUGGGGGCUCGGAGGGGAGGAACUGGGAUGACUACAUUCUGGUCUCUCAGGACGGAGAGCUGCAGCCCACCGAGGGAGGGGUGGAGAGGACCCCUCCAAUCAGACAGCUCCAUGGCUCGGUCAGGGUGGAGCCGUUCCAGGACCCCCUGAUGGGUGCAGCGUCGGGUUCCUCCAGCCCAGACGAGGACAGCAUUCACAGCAAAGACUCAGACUUCGCCAUUGUCAACUCCCAGGACCUGUGAUGGACUUCACUGAUCUGGGUGGGAGUUACCACUAACCAGAGAUCUAGGAUAAGUUGAUCUACUCCCUAAUCCCCCACCUUAACCAUUUGGAGGGAUUCAUCCCAGCCUGGAGGAUAUGCUGCCCUACACAGGAAAACCAACUCGCCACUGCUGGAUCAAACUUGCCAAUGUGGGCUGGACUAUGGCAGCCUACCAAUACCUUAUCUCACCUGCUCUGUAUUCCUUCAUGAAUACCAUAGAUCUCUCUUAUGCCUAGCCUCUUCUCCUGAAUGCUUGGGCCUUAGUGCUUAUCCAGCCCCACCUGUGACUUUAAUGAUGAUACCUAUUUCUGCCACACGAGGGUGCUACAAGACAGUUCACCACAGGCUACCCUCAGGAACUGGAAUUCAUAGUGCAUUUAUCAGUGUGAGGGAUGCCUUUCCCUUCUCUGUAUGUAGUAAUGGUAGGGUAGUACCCUGUUUCUCCAGGUAGGGGAGCAGUCUGUCCCAUACCUCUUGUCUGUAUCUAAUGCCUGUGUCUAAAGAGCUUCUCUUGUCUUACCUCCAUUCACCGCCUCUGAUUGAUUGUCCUUUAACUGUUUCGAGGUAGAAGUUGCUCCUAACCAAUCGGCAGUCCUACACCUACCAUUAGGGGGAUGGUACAAUAGCUGAUCCUGUAUCAGUUGUUAGGAGGCAACUUCUACCUACUCUUAACCAGUGCCUGGAAACCAUUGACAGAUUAAAGCUUCUUAUGGCUUGGGGGCGCUAUUUUCACAUCCGGAUGAAAAGUGUGCCCAAAGUAAACUGGCUGCUACUCAGGCCCAGAAGCUAGGAUAUGCAUACAAUUGGUAUAUUUGGAUAGAAAACUCUAAAGUUUCUAAAACUGUUUGAAUAAAGUCUGUGAGUUUCCACUAGAUGUCAACAGUCUUUAGAAAUGGAUGUUUUUCUUUAGAGAAAUAAAUGAGUAGCCCUGUUA
This is a messenger RNA of Salmo salar (Atlantic salmon), 3554 nucleotides long. RefSeq names its product TBC1 domain family member 5. NCBI's taxonomy places the organism in Eukaryota, Metazoa, Chordata, Actinopteri, Salmoniformes, Salmonidae. The record is from RefSeq and is a predicted model, not a curated record. Gene Ontology annotation, biological process: activation of GTPase activity. Gene Ontology annotation, molecular function: GTPase activator activity.